CCCACCGGCCCACCUUCUCUUUUGUUUCAUUUCCCUCAGCUACUAUUACAACAAUCUUCAGCGGCUUCAUAUUUAAAAAAAAAAGAAGAUCGAUCCAUUUAUUUUUCUAUUUCAUUUAACAACAAAGCAUUAGGGUUUUUAGAUUCCGCCCUCUUUUUGAACUCCCGCGUUUUCAUUCAAAGCAAUCUUUGAACAAUUCCUAGAUUCGUUGGUUAAUUUUUAGGGUUUACAGAUCUAUUCAGCUCAUCUGUUUAAAAACCGUUUGAUUCUCUUCACCAUGUUUUGGAGGCUCACAUCCAUGUCUGCUUCUUCUCCCGUGGAGUCGAUAUUAGACAAGGAAAACUUUACUUUGGAAGAGCUUCUUGAUGAGGAAGAAAUAAUCCAAGAGUGCAAAGCUUUAAAUAGUCGACUAAUCAAUUUUCUACGAGAUAGAGCCCAAGUUGAGCAGUUAUUGCGAUAUAUUGUCGAAGAACCUUCAGAAGAUGAUGACAGCAAACGGACCUUCAAGUUCCCAUUCAUUGCCUGCGAGAUAUUUACAUGUGAGAUUGAUGUUAUUCUGAAGACUUUAAUUGAGGAUGAAGAGUUCAUGAACUUGCUUUUCUCCUUCUUGGAACCGAACCGUUCUCAUAGUGCUUUGCUAGCUGGUUAUUUCAGCAAGGUUGUUAUAUGCCUCAUGUUACGGAAGACUAUUCCACUUAUGCACUACGUCCAAACACAUCAAGAGGUGUUGCGCCAACUGGUUGAUUUGAUAGGAAUCACUUCCAUCAUGGAGGUUUUGGUUCGGUUAGUAGGUGCUGAUGAUCAUGUGUAUCCUAAUUUUUUGGAUGUAAUGCAAUGGUUAGCUGAUAGCAAUUUGCUGGAAAUGAUCGUGGAUAAAUUGAAUCCAUCAUGCCCACCCGAAGUUCAUGGUAAUGCAGCAGAAACAUUAUGUGCAAUAACACGGAAUGCCCCAUCAGCUUUAGCCACUAAGCUCUCUAGUCCAAGUUUUGUUGCAAGGAUAUUUGGCCAUGCAUUGGAAGAUUCACAUUCAAAAUAUGGCCUUGUACACUCUCUCUCAGUUUGUAUCUCAUUGUUGGAUCCAAAAAGAUCAGCCAUUGCUUCUCCCUUGAUGCAUUAUUUCCGAAAUCAACAUAUGUAUGAGCCUCCAAUCCCUGUAAAUCCUGAGACUAUCAAUGCAAUGCUCCCUAAACUUGGUGACUUACUCAUGCUUUUGAAUGUAUCAUCUGAUGAGAAGAUUUUGCCUACCACGUAUGGAGAAUUAAGGCCACCUCUAGGGAAGCAUCGCCUAAAGAUUGUGGAGUUUAUUGCUGUCCUAUUGAGAACCGGAAAUGAAGCUGCAGAAAAGGAAUUGGUUGGCUCAGGAACCAUUCAACGAGUUCUCGAUCUCUUCUUUGAGUAUCCAUACAACAAUGCAUUACAUCAUCAUGUUGAGAGUAUAAUAUUAUCAUGUCUGGAGAGCAAGAAUGAUGCAAUACUCGGUCAUCUUCUUCACAAAUGUGAUUUAAUUGGGAGAUUUCUCCAAACUGAAAAACAGCCAAUUCUUUCUGGUGACAAUAAUCUGCCAACUUUGCCUGUUGCUGGAAAACAUGCACCACGGGCAGGAAACAUUGGACACAUUACACGUAUUUCAAAUAAACUUGUACAGUUGGGAAGCAGCAAUAGCUGUAUUCAGGCAUAUCUACAGGAAAAUAGCGAGUGGAAUGAGUGGCAAGCUAAUGUUCUGCAAGAACGUAACGCAGUUGAAAAUGUUUAUCGAUGGGCUUGUGGUCGCCCAACAUCGUUGCAAGACAGAACAAGGGAUAGUGACGAGGAUGAUAUUCAUGAUAGAGAUUAUGAUGUUGCAGCUUUAGCAAAUAACCUAAGCCAAGCUUUCAGAUACAAAAUCUACGGCAACGAUGAUAAUGAAGAAGACCGUGGUGCUCUUGAUCGAGAUGAUGAGGAUGUAAACUUUGAUGAUGAAUCUGCUGAGGUUGUCAUAUCAUCCUUGAGGCUCGGUGAUGAUCAGGGGAGCAGUCUGUUUACAAAUUCCAACUGGUUUGCAUUCCAAGAUGAAGGAACCAGUAGUGCACCUAUGGCCAUAUCCCCAACCGAAGUGAUGCAUGAGAUUAACUUGAAUGGCACUACAAACAGUAAUAACAGCAGUAGUGAUGACGAGGUGGUAGUUGGAGAGGAUGACGAGAUGAACGAAAACAGCACAUCUACUUCCAACCCGAUGAAUGGGUUCAACAACUCCGUGAGCAGUGGAGACUUGAAUCUGCAAGAAAACGAAAACUUGUUUGGAGGUAGGCCUUCACCUUCGGGUUUGCAAGUAGUUGGUUCAAGUAAGAAUCCAUUUCUCGACGAUGACAAUCCGGAUGUCAACCCACCGAGUCCUAUCGACACAGUGAUGACUGAUGGAGAGUCCCUGCUAAACGGGGAAUCCAUACUUCCGAAUGGUUCCUUGGACUCAAUGGAUUCAAGUGAGGGAUCAAUGAGCAGUGACACAAGUCAGAAAUCUCCACCACUGGUGCCAUCUUUGUUCGAAGAGGACGUUGAAUUCGUAGGAGUGGAAUUAGAAGGUACGGAGAAGCCAAUGGAACAAGCUCUAAAGGAAGGAAUAGUUGGCGAAGCCAGACCAUUGAAGAGGAACGGUAGUGGUAUUCCCACACUGGAAAAGGAGAAAUCUGAGGAGUCCACCGGGAUAAAGGAGUUCAAUGAUUCAAACUAUUGGAGGGUUGAUCAUGAAGUUACUGUUUUGGAAUAGGAAUUUGGAUCACACAAUUUUGGUUUGGGCCACGUCAGCAAAAGCAAAAUUUCACCGUAUGUACAGUAAAAUAUUUUGUUUCCAGACCAGAGGGGUUAAACGGUAAGCUGUGCUAGUUAUGGUUAUUACUGUUCAUUUUAGCUAUUUUAUUAUUUUCUUACUCAUCAUCAUUAUUAUUAUUUAUUCCAAGUCUUGUUAGUGAUUUGAGGUUGGUCA
Molecule: messenger RNA, 2959 nt
Organism: Gossypium raimondii (Peruvian cotton)
Lineage: Eukaryota; Viridiplantae; Streptophyta; Magnoliopsida; Malvales; Malvaceae
Exons: 19
Coding region: 278-2743 (821 amino acids)
Molecular function (GO): protein phosphatase regulator activity; protein phosphatase binding
Source: RefSeq, a predicted model, not a curated record